GAAAUUCUGACUUAAUUGCACAUCUGUAGAGUACGUUAGCAUACUGUUCUAUCCAAGUCUGUUAGGCUUGAACUUUUUUUUUUUUUUUUAGGCUUGAACUUUUAAAAAGAGAGCAAAGGAUUCACCUUUUGAGACCCACUUUUCAGGGGCUCUUUCUAAACUGAGACGAGAAGGAAAGGGAAGAAUGAAUUCAACCAAAUCGCCUGCAUCACACCACACAGAGAGAGAAUGCUUCAAAAACUCCCAAGUGCUUUUAUGGACGAUGGCUGGGGCCUCCAUCCUGUUUCUCAGUGUCUGUUUCAUCACCAGAUGUGUUGGUUCAGUCAAGAAUUGCUGCCCUUUGAACUGGAAACAUUUUCAAUCUAGUUGCUACUUUUUCUCUACAACCACCUUAACCUGGCCAUCAAGUCUAAAUAAUUGCUCAGACAUGGGGGCUCACCUGGUGGUUAUCAACACAUGGGAAGAGCAGGAAUUCCUUUUUCGCACAAAACCCAGAAAGAAAGAGUUUUACAUUGGACUGACAGACCAGGUUGUGGAGGGUCAGUGGCGAUGGGUGGAUGAUACACCUUUCACAGAGUCCCUGAGCUUCUGGGAUGCUGGAGAGCCCAAUAACAUAGUUUUUGUGGAGGACUGUGCCACCAUGAGGGACUCUUCAAACCCCAGGAAGAACUGGAAUGAUGUAUCCUGUUUCUUCAGUAUGCCUUGGAUUUGUGAGAUGCCAGAAAUAAGUCCUUUGGACUAGGUGCAAGGGAACACAGAAGACAUGGUUUACAUGCACAAGGAAGAACAAAAGUGAAGGUAACAACACCUAAAAUCCAACACAAGAAAAUGGCUGUCGGGCAUCAGAAAGGCCACAUAUGUAUGUGUUAUUAUGAAAUAAGUAAAAUGAGUUUUUUUCCAUGGCUAAAAAUCCACAGAAUCAUCUGACGUUCUCGCCAUAACCUGAAAGUUCUCCUUUCAGAAUAUACAAAGCAAUUCUCUAAUAAAUGCAGCAAGACAAAAGGGAACCUCCUUUUCACAUCUGUCUUCCCCAAGGGAAUUGAUAUGAAGGGAGAGGUAGAGACCAAGUACUGAGUCCAGCAAAGAAGACAUCUGUAGAAAGAGACUUUGGAUGGUCACCAUGUCAUCCCAUUUAUUCUCCAUCCUUGGGACAAGCUUAGCUCCUCAUGCCAUUGAUGCAUAGAUCACUUCAAUGUUCUCCAACAGUGAGAAAGAUGCAUCUUUGAGUCUUGAAACUUAUCUGCUGCUUGGAAGAAAGGCAUGGCCUUCAUCCUAUCUUCAUAUGGAGAAGCCAGACAAACUUUAGCUCCUAACAAACUGUGAUACAGCCCACUCUUCCUGGACCCCCAUUUUCUCUGUGUUCUCUUCUAUCAACUGGAUUUCACCUGUAGCUGUAUCUACCGCUCAAGUAGAACCAGAGUUCAAAGUAAAAUUAUCCUUUAUAAAUUCAAUUUCACAUUU
This is a messenger RNA of Rattus norvegicus (Norway rat), 1461 nucleotides long. RefSeq names its product C-type lectin domain family 4, member E (gene Clec4e). The record is from RefSeq and is a predicted model, not a curated record. Gene Ontology annotation, cellular component: plasma membrane; phagocytic cup. NCBI's taxonomy places the organism in Eukaryota, Metazoa, Chordata, Mammalia, Rodentia, Muridae.